GUAUAAUCCCUGAUCAUUGGUGCAAGUACAAGAUACCAAAGACUAUUUCUCUUAAUCAUUGGAUUGCCGAUCUCAAGAGUCGUCUCCAACAACUUGAAUCCAUUACCCGUGAAACUGACUUCCAAUAUUUAGAUGUAUGGCUCGGCGGUUUGUUUAUGCCCGAAGCCUUCAUCACGGCUACUCGCCAGGCAGUGGCCCAGAAACAUCAAUGGUCACUUGAAGAAUUGCGUCUAGAAGUUGACAUAAAUAAACAUGGGGAUGCUGACGCAUUUGCUGUAUCUGGCCUUAAACUCGAGGGUGCUAAAUGGGAUAAUGCGCUUCAAUUGACGUCUGCUCCAUUAACAAAACUCGAACUUACUCAAAUCCGCUGGGUUCUCAAGACUGAUGUUGCCGCACUUAAAGAAGACAGUGUAUCGCUUCCCGUAUAUCUUAAUAGCGAUCGAAGCGAUCUGCUUUUCAUUGUGAAUGUUGACGCCAAAGCAUCUGACAAGAAUAAGAUUGCACAACGUGCUGUUGCUAUAGUCGUUUGGUGA
Molecule: messenger RNA, 533 nt
Organism: Paraglomus occultum
Lineage: Eukaryota; Fungi; Glomeromycota; Glomeromycetes; Paraglomerales; Paraglomeraceae
Source: the annotation of a GenBank genome assembly